AUGCUGAGCCUCCAAGGACGACUGCCCGCCCGGCGCUACAUCGCCCUCGCCGUCUUCUUCCUGCUGGCCAUCAUCCUCUGGCAGGGCUUCAACCCUUCCCGCCUGCCGUUCAAGGCCCCUGGCGGCAGUUCCAUUCCCUACGUUCCCAGCACGAUUGACUGGAGCCAGGCCAAGAUCUACUUCCCACCGAACAAGACAGUCCCGCUACCGUCGGGAAGACCCAAGACCUUGCCUCGGGUACAAGCCCGAGCAGCCUCCGAGGACAGCCAUGAUGCUUCCAAGUCUCGGAGGGAGGCUGUGCGAAAGGCCUUCAUAAAGAGCUGGAAUGCGUACAAGCAAUACGCGUGGGGCAAGGAUGAGCUAAUGCCGCUCUCGGGAAAGGGCAAGACUACUUUUUCGGGGUGGUCGGCCCAGCUGGUCGACGCUCUCGACUCGUUGUGGAUUUUGGGCUUGAAGGAUGAUUUCCGCCAUGCCGUGAGGGAGGUUGCCAAGAUUAACUGGUCCAAGACCGACGGCAGCAACAUCAACGUGUUUGAGGUGACGAUUCGAUAUCUGGGGGGGCUGUUGUCGGCCUACGACCUCUCGGGAGAAGAGGUACUGCUGAAGAAGGCCGUGGAGCUUGGCGAUGCGCUGUACAUGGCAUUUGACACGCCGAACCGCCUACCGACUCACUGGCUCAGCUACACCAAGGCCGAGAACGGAGAGACCCUUGGCGACACCAGCAUUUCCGGCGCCGCCAGCGGAUCGCUCUGCGUCGAGUUCACUCGUCUCAGCCAAAUCACCGGGGACGCCAAGUACUACGAUGCCACGGAACGGGUCAAGCAGUUCUUUUAUGAAAAUCAGAACCACACCAAGGCCCCUGGUCUGUGGCCAUGGGAUAUGAAUUUCCGCGAGGGCACCAUUAAGGAUGGCUUCUUCACUUUCGGAGCUGGCGCCGAUUCGCAGUACGAGUACCUUCCCAAGAUGCACGCCUUGCUCGGCGGACUGGACCCGGAAUACGUCGAGAUGACAAUCCUGUCUUUGGAUGCCGGUCGAGACAAGCUGCUCUUCAAGCCAAUGACGCCCAAGGACGAGGACAUCCUCAUGUCAGGCAACCUGGAUACCUUUACGGGCAAGCGAGAAAGCACUGCGCAAAUGCAGCAUCUAACCUGUUUCGUGGGCGGCAUGUACGCCCUCGCCGGCAAGCUCGUCGGACGCAACGACUAUGUCGACCUAGCCGCUCGCCUCACUGCGGGCUGCGUCUGGGGCUACGACUCAUUCCCGACCAACAUCAUGCCCGAAGGAACUGAGCUGGUCAAGUGCGAAAAUAUGGACCAGCCGUGUCCCUACGAACAAGAUAGGUUCUCCGCAGGCAGCAGCAAGAAUUUGCCAGGCGGGUUUCUUCGGAUCAACGACGGGAGGUACAUGCUGAGACCGGAAGGCAUUGAAAGCGUCUUCUACAUGUGGCGCGUGACGGGGGAUCCUGUCUGGCGCGACGCAGCAUGGCGAAUGUGGGAGGGCAUAGUCAAGGAGACAGAGACGGAGUUGGCGUUUGCUUCCAUUCAGGAUGCGAGUAGGCACGGGAGUGCCAAGCUUGAUUCCAUGGAGACAUUCUGGCUUGCGGAAACAACUAAAUACUUUUUUCUCACUUUUGAAGACGAAGAUGUCAUCAGUCUCGACGAAUGGGUGUUUAACACGGAAGCGCACCCCAUGCGGCGGCCGAUUGGGUCGUAG
Molecule: messenger RNA, 1713 nt
Organism: Metarhizium brunneum ARSEF 3297
Lineage: Eukaryota; Fungi; Ascomycota; Sordariomycetes; Hypocreales; Clavicipitaceae
Biological process (GO): mannose trimming involved in glycoprotein ERAD pathway; carbohydrate metabolic process
Cellular component (GO): endoplasmic reticulum; membrane
Molecular function (GO): mannosyl-oligosaccharide 1,2-alpha-mannosidase activity; calcium ion binding
Source: RefSeq, a predicted model, not a curated record